Molecule: messenger RNA, 4352 nt
Organism: Mercenaria mercenaria
Lineage: Eukaryota; Metazoa; Mollusca; Bivalvia; Venerida; Veneridae
Product: zinc finger protein 493-like
Exons: 2
Coding region: 856-3717 (953 amino acids)
Source: RefSeq, a predicted model, not a curated record
UAUAAAUUUACGCCAUUUGUAAGUAAAGUAAGAUUAAUCAAAGAUUUUUCCUCCGCCACAUGUAUCAGAGAAUUUCAAGACAGAUGCUGGAUUGCUCGGGAACUGAAUAAAGUGAAUAAGGAAAAUUCAGCGUUAUGUGAUGUUUCAGUCCAGAAUCUAUUGAGACAGUUGGAGAAUCUAUUGAGACAGUUGGAGGAAAUGUGAUGUAAUGUAACAGAACUGGACGUGACAGGACACAAAGUUAAUGAAAUGACAUCAUCUAUAGAGGCAAAUAGAGAAAAUAUUACAUCAUGUAACUGACCAGAAUUUGUAUGCACAAUUUGGGGUCAAUGUUACAUCAUUUAAGUGAAUGCAAUAGUUGUGAAUUAGAAACAACGUAAAUCAGUUCACAAUAACAUAAUCUAUAGAGACAGUUGGUGUCAAUGUUAACAGUCUAUAUGGACAAUAGGAGGCAAAUUUAUUUAAGUUAUUUAACGGAACAUAAUCUUGAGGCAAAGAAAAACAGUGUUUUGUUAUAUACAGAAUGGAUGCUAUUAUUGGAAAAGUUGGAAACAAUGUUAUUUUAUGUAACCAUAGUAAAAUUGGGCAGAUUCUAAAGGAGCAAUUCUGAGACAGAAAGAAUUUAUUUAUUUAUGAAUAUUAAUUCUAUGAUAAAAAGCAAUUAGUUUAAAGUUGCUGUUUAGUACAACUCAUUCUUUUCGCAUAUUUAACUAACAGCUCUAUUUAAUCAGCAGCUCACUCUAAUUGUGUAUUUAAUUAAGUGUAAGAAUUAUACAUGAUUUUACUGGGUGGAGGUGUAAGUGAAUUCACAAAAUAACCUACCUGUUAGUAGUUAGUUUUGUUUACAACAAAACCAUGGAGGAAAACAAUAUUGAAAAACAAACCACUAUAACAGAACCUUUAGUGCUUCCAUACCUGUGUGAAAUGUGCAAAACAACAUUUCCCGGCAAAGAUGCAUUGGAGACGCAUAAGUGUGUUUAUCAAAAUGCUUUAUUUCAAAUUCAGUGUGAAAUAUGCCAAGCAUAUUUUUCAAACAAAGAAAAAUUAGAGGCACACAAGUUUGUCCAUCAAGAUGUUUAUCUUCAGCAUCAGUGUGGAGUAUGCAAAGUAUGUUUUUCAACUGCGAGAAAGUUAAAGAUACACACCUGCCACAAGCUUUUUCAUCAAAAGGCUUAUUUUCAGUGUGAAUUAUGCAAAGAAUAUUUUUCAACUGGAGAAAAUUUAGAGAAACACAUGGCUGUCCAUCGAAAUUCUUUUCUUCAAUAUGAGUGUGAAAUAUGCAAAGUGCAUUUUAACAGCAUUAAAGGAUUAGUGAUGCACAAGCCUGUUCAUCAAGCAGAUGCCCUUCAGUAUGUAUGUCAAGUAUGCAAAGCUAAUUUUUCAAACGAAAAUGCUUUAGAAAAACACCAGGCUGUUCAUCAAACAUCUGUUCUUCAAUACGAGUGUAAGAUAUGUAAAAUAUCAUUUACACACAAAGAAAUAUUAGAAACACACAAACGUUUUCUUCAUAAUAUGCUGCUACCAUACGUGUGCGAGAUAUGCAAAACAUCAUUUUCGAAUAAAGAUGCAUUAGAUAAACACAUAAAUAUUCAUAAUUCUGACAAACUUCCUUACUCAUUUGAAAUACGAAAAGAAUCGUCUUCAAACAAGGCAACAGAUGCUUGCAAAGAAUUAUCUUCAAACAAGGCAACAGAUGCUUGCAAAGAAUCAUCUUCAAACAAGGCAACAGAUGCUUGCAAAGAAUCAUCUUCAAACAAGGCAACAGAUGCUUGCAAAGAAUCAUCUUCAAACAAGGCAACAGAUGUUUGCAAAGAAUCAUCUUCAAACAAGGAAACAGAUGCAUGCAGUCGUGUUCAGCAACAGUUUGAGUGUGAAAUAUGCAACACCUCUUUUUCAAGCAGUUGUACUUUGGAGAUACACAAACAACAGUACCAUACUACAGUUCUUCAAUACAGAUGCAAGGAAUGCAAAACAGCCUUUAUACAGAAAGAAGCGUUAGACAAACACUUGAGUAUUCAUGGAGAGGAACCUGCUAACCAGUGUAAAGUUUGCAAGAAAUAUUUCUCACAACUUGAAGAUUUAGAUUCUCAUAUGCUCACUCAUACUAAUCAGUGUGACCUGUGUUUUAAAAAGUUUACCUCACAUAGACAGCUUGUACGGCAUAAGCUCAUCCACACUGGAGAAGGAUUAUACGAGUGUAAAGUGUGCAUGAGAACGUUUACGAUAAUAUACGAAUUCCAGAGACAUAUGACUAUUCAUGAGAAGCGUCCGUUUAAUUGCGAGUUGUGCUUAAAGACAUUCACUCAAGAAGAACAGUUAACGAGACACAAACUUGUUCAUGUUGAGAAACAGUACAAAUGUGAAAUAUGCACGAAAACUUUCAAAAUAUCAUCAAGUUUAACUAGACACAUGCACGUUCACACUGGUGAAAGUCUUCAUAAAUGUGAAAUAUGCAUGAAAAAGUUCAAAAAGUCAUCAAAUUUAACUAGCCACAUGCGCGUUCACACUGGCGAAAGUCUUCAUAAAUGUGAAUUAUGCAUGAAGAUAUUUUCAACGGCAAACCGUUUAACUUGGCAUAUGCGUAUUCAUUCUAGUGUUGGAGAUUUCAAGUGUGAUAUAUGUAUGGAAACAUUUCACACAUUGAGAAAAUUAACUAGUCACAUGUUGACCCAUACUGCGGAUGGAAUUUACAAGUGUGACACAUGCAUGUUAACGUUUAAGACAUUAAAAAAUCUAGAUAGUCACAUGGUCAUUCAUAGAGAUGAAGGACACAAGUGUCGUAUAUGUAACAAGUCCUUUGUACGCUUGUCGGCUUUACAAAAACACAUGUCUGUACACUCUGAAGAACGUUCUUAUUUGUGUGAAAUUUGUAGUAAAUCUUUUGCAAGGCCUUCAUCAUUGAAACUACAUCAGCAAAUACAUACAAGUUUAAGACCACACGUGUGCCAGAUCUGCAGGAUGUCUUUCAAAACUGUAUCUGGGUUACAAAGCCACAUGGACACUCAUACAAUAGGUCGCCCAUAUGAAUGUAAAAUAUGCGGAAAAAAAUUUAAAACUAAAACUACCUUAUUUGGGCAUAGGCAGAUUCAUUCUAGAGAAAACAUGCAUGAGUGUGAUAGAUGUAAUAAGUCUUUUACUUCGGCAUUUAAUUUAAAAGUACACAUACGGGUUCAUACUGGUGAACGUCCUUAUAAGUGUGAUAUGUGCGACAAAUCUUUCCGGGUUAGCAGAGGUUUAAAAGAGCACAAACAGUUUCAUUUAAAUGAACGUCUUUACCAGUGUGAAAUAUGUGGAUUAUCAUUCAAUUUGCCGCAAUGUCUUUUGAGACACAAACGUGUUCAUUUAAAUAAUCGACAGUACAAAUGUCAUGAAUGCGGUAAAUGUUUCAUAUUAAGUAGAUCACUGAAGAUUCACAAGCAAUUUCAUUUGGGUAUUCGACCAUACCAAUGUGAUGAAUGCGAUAAAAGUUUCAUAACAAGUAAAACGUUUCGAUACCACAAGCUUAUACAUGCAAAUGUUCGACCAUACAAAUGUGAUAUAUGUGGUAAAUGUUUCAUGAUACGAACAUCAUUGAAAAGACACAUGUGUAGCCAUAGUUCUGUCCGACCAUAUGGUUGUCAUCUGUGCACUAAAGCUUUUAAAUGGAAGGAUGGACUAACAAGGCAUCGACGUCUUCAUCAUGAAAAAGAGUUCCCAGAAGUUAAAGUAAUUAAUUAGAAUAAGAUAAAGACAUUAAUUAACCAUUUGAAUAGACAAUUUUAAUGAUUAGGAAGUCAUUCUUUUUACCAAUUACAUGUAUCAGUACACAUGGUACAUGUGUACUGCUUCUUUGUUACAUUGAGGUUAAAGUUUUAUGGUAAGCUCAAUUUUCUGCUGAACUGCUUUACAAUCAAUACCACAUAUGGAUAGGUCUUUGUAACAGGCAGACUGAGUGAUUUGGGAACAGGUACCUGAAGGAUUAAUGUCAACGGAGUAAGAAUUUGUAAAAGUGUUAGUUAAAGGUUACAUGUAUGUGAUGCUUUCCAGAUUCACAUUUAUCUAGAAUAAUAUUUCUUAUAAAUGGUAUCCCUCUUACCCCUCCCACUCUUAUGAAACCCCUCCCACACUUAUUAUGAAACCCCUCCCACACUUAAACCCCUCCCGUCUUCACUGGGCAUUGCACGAAAUAGGGUAUCCUAGUAUGUUCUUUACCCUCAUUUGUUGUAAUUAAAUAUGUGUAUUUUACUAAAUAUUUAUAAUAUCAUAUGUAUGCCUGUUGUCAAACAAAAAGAAAGAAACAUUUGAGCUGUGCCAUGGGAAAACCAACAUAGUGGGUUUGCGACCAGCAUGGAUCCAGACGAGCCUGCGCAUCC